AUGAAGAAUAUCCGCCGCUACCAGAAGUCCACGGAGCUGCUGAUCCGCAAGCUGCCCUUCCAGCGCCUGGUGCGCGAGAUCGCGCAGGACUUCAAGACCGACCUGCGCUUCCAGAGCUCGGCCGUCAUGGCGCUGCAGGAGGCGAGCGAGGCCUACCUGGUGGGGCUCUUCGAGGACACCAACCUGUGUGCCAUCCACGCCAAGCGCGUCACCAUCAUGCCCAAGGACAUCCAGCUCGCCCGGCGCAUCCGCGGGGAGCGCGCCUGAGGCUGCUGUCCCUUCAUUGCCAAACCCAAAGGCUCUUUUAAGAGCCACUCCAUCUACAACAAAAGGAGCUGUUGACACUAUGCAACUAGUAAUGGUAUAUGAAGUGCUGUGCUGCAAUUACCUGGAUUUUUUUUAGUAAUCAAUAUACCUUUACGUACUGCAAAAUAUAAUUUUGAGUCACAUGGGGUGCUGUGGUGACAUCACAGUUAACCUCAAGAUCAGUUAACUAAAAGACUCCUUUUAGAAUCAUAGAAUCACUCAGAUUGGAAAAGACCUUAAAGAUCGAGUCCAACCUUGACCUCAGCAUACUACCUUAACUAACAGCACUCUACUAAAUCCUGCCCUGAGCACCACAUCCAAAUGGUUCUUAAACACAUCAAGGGAUGGUGACUCAACCAC
This is a messenger RNA of Meleagris gallopavo (turkey), 666 nucleotides long. Lineage: Eukaryota; Metazoa; Chordata; Aves; Galliformes; Phasianidae. The record is from RefSeq and is a predicted model, not a curated record.